CAUGGUAGGUUUGAAAAGUGCUCCAACGUUGCCCAGGAGGAGCUUAUUCCAAGUAGCCAAGGAGAACAGGAACAUCUCCACCCAUGCCCCUGCACUAUGGAUCCAUGCUACAACCUCACAAACGUUCCAGAACCCAUGGACUUCCACCUGCAGGUGCUGGUGGGCUCCUUCCUCGCCAUCCUCAUUGUGUUCACCCUCUGCGGUAACGUCGUUGUCUGCCUGGCUGUCACCUUUGACCGCCGGCUCCGCAGCCUGACAAACUGUAUCAUCGUCUCCUUGGCCAUCACGGACCUGCUGCUGAGCCUCCUGGUGCUGCCCUUCUCUGCCUUCUACGAGCUCACCCACAAGUGGCCCUUCGGCAGCAUUCUGUGCAACAUCUACAUCAGUCUGGAUGUCAUGCUGUGCACAGCCUCCAUCCUCAACCUCUUCAUGAUCAGCCUGGACCGCUACUUUGCGGUCACCACCCCUCUGCGCUACAGCCAGCUGGUCACUCCCUCGCGGGUGACCGUGGGCUUGGUCAUUAUUUGGGCGGUUUCACUCAUGGUCUCCUUCCUACCAAUCCACCUGGGCUGGAACACUAAUGGGACAGCAGUGCAAAACACGGCCUCCAACUGCAGCGAGGAGUGCAAGCUGGAGGUGAACCCGGUGUACGGGCUUGUGGACGCCUUGCUCACCUUCUACGUCCCGUUGGUCAUCAUGUGCAUCACCUACUACCGAAUAUUCAAGAUAGCAAGGGAGCAGGCCAAGAGGAUAAACCACACGUGGUCUUGCGGCAACAACACCCCCAUGCCGCCCAUCGUGAAAGAGCACAAAGCCACAGUGACCCUGGCAGUUGUUUUGGGGGCCUUCGUUGUGUGCUGGUUCCCCUAUUUCACAGUAUUCACUUACCGGGGCAUGUGGGGGGACAGCAGCGUGAAGGGAGCGCCCAUGUCCAUCGUCCUCUGGCUGGGCUAUGCCAACUCAGCCCUCAACCCCAUCCUCUACGGCACCCUCAACAGGGAUUUCCGCGUGGCCUACAAGCACCUGCUGCACUGCUGGAAGCCGGGGGGGCCCCGGGGCUGCCUGCCCGCCCUCCGCAAGGCCCAGCCCAGGAGCAAACAGCAGGGCCAGGGUGGGCACGAGGGAAAACCCCUGCGCCUGGAGAUGAGGAACGGGACGGGGACCUUGCUGGCUGACGGAGCACUCGAGAGGAUGCCCAGCCUGGCACACAGUGUUCACUCCAUCCCGGAGCACUGGAGAAGCCUCUGCCUGCUCAAGCUUCCUCCCUGCAGGCUUGUGUGGCGCCGCGCCGCCUGCGAUGCCCAGCCGCCCCCGCUGCCUUCGGUGCUGAAGCCAGCAGACGCCCGGCGCUGCCCGCACCCAGCACCCACCUGCCAGUGCGCACUGCAGCCUGGCACCACGGAGCCGGGCACCACGGAGCCGGGCACCACGGAGCUGGGCACCACGGAGCCCAUCGAGAACAGGGCACUCGACUCCACGCUGCUGGUGCCGGCAGCCACAGUAGCGCUGCCGAUGGGCUCGUGCCCAUCACGCUGGCGGGUCGGUGAGGAUGAUGCCGGUGGGCCCAUCACAGUGGUGCAGAGGAGCAGGGAAAGCCACAGCCGCUGGCACAGGCCGUGA
Messenger RNA from Nothoprocta perdicaria, 1620 nucleotides. RefSeq names its product histamine receptor H2 (gene HRH2). Gene Ontology annotation, cellular component: membrane; dendrite. The record is from RefSeq and is a predicted model, not a curated record. Gene Ontology annotation, molecular function: histamine receptor activity; neurotransmitter receptor activity; G protein-coupled serotonin receptor activity. NCBI's taxonomy places the organism in Eukaryota, Metazoa, Chordata, Aves, Tinamiformes, Tinamidae. Gene Ontology annotation, biological process: positive regulation of vasoconstriction; chemical synaptic transmission; gastric acid secretion.